Molecule: messenger RNA, 657 nt
Organism: Cantharellus anzutake
Lineage: Eukaryota; Fungi; Basidiomycota; Agaricomycetes; Cantharellales; Hydnaceae
Exons: 1
Coding region: 1-657 (218 amino acids)
Source: RefSeq, a predicted model, not a curated record
AUGAAACUCCAAACAUUGCUAGGCCACUCUGCCGACUCAAACAACAUCUCUUCAUGUCUUUCUGAGCUCGGGACGCCAGAUUCCGUACCCAACUACGAUCUGAAAACCUAUUCAGAUGUUGUAUAUUACAACUAUCAUUCCCUUGGCUUGAGCCUUGUAUUCUCACCGAUCGAGGGGUACAAACCAAAGACCAGAGCCUCUGCCAGCGAACUCAGCCUUAGCAAGCUGAUACUCACUGGUAUCGACAUUUACAACAGGCUUGAAACUGCCUCAGACCGGAAAGACAGUGCUCCUUACGCGCCAAAAAUCGUUAAUGCGCAAUAUUCACCGUAUCCCGCGUACCCUAUCUCCCUUCUCCUCCCCUCUGCUCCCCCCGAUAGGAAUCAGCAGCCGUCGUCGUCGCCUCCAAAUGUUCUCGCGAUCACACCAGAUACAACUGGCAAGAUAUUCGUCGAAGCACUGGGCGAACCAUCGCGUAAAGGCGGAGGCACCGGUCCGUCCUCUGGGUCCAUCAACAUCUGGUGCGAAUGGUCUCGGUUAGGUUUGAUGAUAGAAUUUGGCGGUAACGAUGCUCGUGGGCCACAAGCUUGGGAGAGGGGCAAAGACGCACGAUGGUCCGUCAUCAGCAUUUUCCGGCCCCCCAAGACACAGGAAUAG